ACGAAAUCUUCGAUCGGCUAACGCGUAGAGCAUCCCGGCAGCAUGUUUUUUCUCCCAACGUCGCCUCGCCAUACAUUUUUAUACGAUUCUUUUAACCUUCUCUCUUCGUUCGAUCUCCGCUCUGUUUUCGGGUAGACUUUUGAAAGUUCAAGUGUGUAUCUGGCAUUUUGCGAGGACGUUGAAACGGUCGUGAUUUUCUCGUAUCGCUCCUGGUACGCGCCGAGUCGAAUCUCGUCUGGUUUUGGAGUCCUUGUGGACACGUUGCUUUGACCUUUAUUCGGUGGUGCGUUUUUUUAUCACUGCUUCGAUCUCUCUCGACGAGAUUCCACUUGAUGUUACCCCGAGGUGACUCUACCCCUCUUUACACAGUGUUUUUACACCCACCGUAUGUGCUACGUUUGAAUUUUGGCAGUGAUAAAUCCUCGGUGUAACCCUGUUUUGAUACUCGGAUAACCUCUCUGUCCUGUUCGUUGCGCGAAGUAUUUCUGGAUCUCUUUACUCUCACUAUCUCACGUACGAUGUAAGAGUAUUAUUUUGUGUCGAAAAAAGUUCUGACGGGCGAAUUCUUUUUGAUUUUUGUUUUUUUGCCUCUUUUUAGUGCCAACAUUACGAACUUUUUGGAGUGUUAGAGGUUACAGUGUCUUAAAAAGGUAUCAAUUGUCUUAGUGUGGACUGCGAUUGGAUAACUGGAAAUGCUCGGAAUCUGUGCCAGACGUAAGUGAAAUCUAAAGUUAUUGAUUUGAGUCAUGCAAAAUGAUUCGACGGGCGGUGAUUGUGUUAGGUUAGGGGUGAGUGGUUACGGAGGCUCGGUGAACUCCCCGGGGCAGCAUGUAGCAGGUGACAACAACACUGACCAGCAGGCAAAGCCCAAUAAUUGUCGCUCUGUGUCCAGCUCAUUUGGCAGGCCUUUCACGUAUUUGCCAAAUCCAAUAAACCCUGCCAAUGAUGUCAAGCCGCCCCAGGUACCCGCACGUCAAACCGUCGAAAAUAAAUCCAAAGAACAGGGGUCAGCAAACUUUCCUCCCAGCUUAAAAACAUUUACACCGCAAGUUCAGCCCAUCGCCCCUAAACCGAGACCCCCGGUCCCCCCAAAACGGAGUGAGUGUACUCGACUGUCCACUGUAACUCCCGCUCCGAAUCAAACCAAGUCAGAAACCUCAGAGCCCGAGAAGUCCAGCGCCGAUUCAAAUUCGAAAGAUCAAAAUGGGCCAUCUCUCCUGGAGUCGUCGAUCAAUAGCAAGAUCAAGACUUUGAAACAUGUCGAUCCCCCGGUUGCGAAAACCAUUUUAGACUUUUGCGAGGUAACUGAAAAGGAAAUUAUAUCGAAUAAUAUCAACGAUGGGCACGAAAGCGACAAAAAAGAGAAAAGCAAAAAUGUCGUUUUCGAAAAUCAACUUUCAGGCGGCGUGGAUGAAAAUGAAGCCGAGAAAGUUGAGUAUAAAAUCCUGAAUGAUAAAACACCCCCAAAAGCCCUACAGAGGACGGUUUUCGAUGUCGUUGCCAAAGAUCGAGUGGUUGUGAAUGAGGAAAGUGAUAAGAAAUCACCUGUGGACGGUAAGAAAGAUGUGAUAACCAAAGACUCGGACCUCAAAAGGAAGGAACCUUUGAGUGAGGUUAAAAAGGAUUACGGGACGUUGGAUUCUAUUAUCCGACAAAAUGCUCAACAAAUCAAACAGUCUUGCUCAAUUAAUAAGAAUAUAACAAAUAAUAACACUAACGUUAUUACCAAUAAUUUCAUUCCGAAAACAUCGAAUUAUGACACUUUGCCUUUGAAUAACAAAAACGAAGCUCAGUUGAGAAGUGAUAAUAAUUCGAUAAGCCAAAACGCAACAAGGAAUAACUUAAACCUACACAGGACGAAUAGCUUCGAGAAGAGUAACGAGGCCAUCAUCAAAACCGACAGGGAUUUGAAGAACGAUUUUUCCGAGGUGAACAGAAUCUUGAACAAAGUCGAUAAGGUUGUGAAAAACGGAGAGAAAGCUACAAGACUGACAGAAAAAGACUCGCAGGACGAAGAAAUAGACAGCGAUGAUGACGCGGAUAAGAGCGCCACCGCGGAUAUCUGGGUCCGGACAAUCGAGUCGCCGGUGCGGAAAUCGGUGAAGGACUUGGCGUUGGCCAUCGAGUCCGUCGAGACCAAGACCAUCGAGGAGAAGUUGGACGUGGAGAAGAAGAAAUCCAAGCACAAAAAGGAGGACGACGACCAACCGGACUUCAAUGACAAACCCUACGGAGUGACGCAAUCCCAAAGCUCGAACCAGCUGUCGCUCCCACCCAACCAGCGGCAGAACCAGCGCCUAGUCGGUUGCGAGAGCCUCCCUUGCAGCAGGCCCGGAUCACGCACAGCAUCCAGGUCCUCGUCCCCCGCGUUCUUCGUCAACGACAAAACCGCCAGGGACAAGAAGAUCAGCGCGGCGGAAGCUCUCGGGGUCGUCGCCAAACCAUGUCCCCGCAUCAUCCCCUCGAGCAACACAGCCUUCGCCAAGGCUAACUUCGAGUUCCGCCGCCAAUCCCUCGGCAACCUCUCCGACUCGAAGUUCGGGCGGAUCUCCAGCGGGUGGUCGUCGCACGUUCCGUCCUCCGCGUCGACGGACGUGGAGUCGUCCUACGGCUCGGACGUCUUCGACAACCGCCGGAAACGCCUGUCCAAGCGCUGCUCCAGCGUCGACAGCCGGACUCUCUCGCGGUGCUACCCGGACAAACACGCCGGACACUUCGGCUCCGACAACCGGGGGUUCCACACCCUCUCCAAGAUCUCCCUGCGGAACGGGACCGGGCACCCCGACUGCAAGUACUUCCCCAAGUCGACGGUAGUGCCCUCCGGGUACUACUCCCUGGACACGCCGCCUCCUCCGCCUCCGCCCGAGCACCACCGACGAUCCUCCAGCCACGGCUCCAAGUCGGAAAACGGCCCGAGGCCGCGGUCCACGUGCAACUGCGGCCAUCACCUCGCCUCGCUGUGCGUCCCGGUCGGGAAGCGCACCUACUCGGUGGAGGAGCUCCCUUCGUCCUUGAGCCGUCACGGAGGCGUGCCCCCGCCCCCGUCUACCGCCCCCCACCCGCCGCCGGCCCUCGUCGAUCUCAGUCGCUCCAACAGGUCCUCCUUCGGCAAGUCCCAGCAGCGGGUCAAGUUCGCGUUGGACGAGACGGAUUUGGAGAAGAUGGGGUCGUACACGAGUAAGUGCGUCGUCGGGUCGGAGCCCGAGGGGAUCAUGAAGAGGUCCUCGCGGAAAAUGACGCAGUUCGAUGACCUGUCCAACAACCACGGUGACCCCAACGGGAUUCUGAAUCUGCCGCCGCCUCCGCCGCCGCCGUAUCACUCCGUUGGGACUCUGACGCAGGGUGGAAAGUUACCAUCGUCUACCAACUCCAUUUUGAAGCAGCCAAAACCUAGAGCCAACAAUAUUUUCGGCAACGUGCCUCACGACUCGCCAGCCAACCCGAACCCACCGCCACCAUUGUCCAGCUCAUGUCGACGGAGUUUGCCGCAAACGGCGCUGAGCGAGACGGCUACCGGAGUCUCCCUUGACAGUUCCUGCUCAACAGAUCUCCCCAUCCCGUCCGGUGUCUCCGAGUAUGAUAAUGCUCUGGUGUUUCGGGAUAACAUCCUGAUAUCGGGGCCGCUGGACGCCCUGAUCCAGCACCUGGUGCCGACGACGGAGUACUACCCCGAACGAUCCUACGUCUUUGCAUUCCUCCUCAGCUCGAGGCUCUUCAUCAGGCCGCAUGAACUCCUCGGCCAAGUCAUCGCCCUCUGCGACGCUCAGCAGAAGCUCGGCGACAAACAGGUCUCCUCAAAGGAAAGACUGGCCAAGUUCAUUCCGCGGCUGGUGCAGCUCCUGGCGCAGUGGAGCGAGACGUUCCCGUACGACUUCCGGGACGAGCGCGUGAUGGCCCACGUGCGCGCCAUCACGCACCGCUGCGUGAGCGUCGAGGCCGGCGUCCGGCACCAGGUCUCCAGCCUCCUCACCAACCUCCUCCACCGACUCACCGCCCUCGAGAAGUACGAGGAGUUCCUCCAGAAGAUCAACGACGAGUCCAGCACUAACUCCAUCGAGAGCCUCAGCUCGACGGAUGUGAUUGAAAUGUGUCCAAACGCGGCCGAGUUAGCGCAGCAGUUGACGCACAUAGAACUGGAGAGGCUGUCUUUCAUUGGUCCUGAAGAAUUCGUCCAAGCCUUUGCCAAAGAGAAUCCUCACGUAGAACCCUCUUUGAAGGAAAUGAAGAAAACUCGUAAUCUGGAGGCAUACGUCCAAUGGUUCAACAGGCUUAGCUAUUUCGUUGCCACCCACAUUUGUAAGCAUCAAAAAAAGAAGCAAAGGGUCCGAGCCGUCGAAUACUGGAUUGAAACUGCAAGAGAAUGUUUCAAUAUCGGGAAUUUCAACUCUCUGAUGGCAAUAAUUGCUGGUUUGAAUAUGUCACCGAUUUCCAGACUAAAGAAAACUUGGAACAAGGUGCAGUCUGCUAAAUUUUCUGUCUUAGAGCAUCAGAUGGAUCCAUCAUCCAAUUUCAGUAGUUAUCGUUCAACACUGAAAGCUGCGAUGUGGCGCUCAGCAGGGGCCACAGACUUAAGACAACGCAUAGUCAUUCCAUUUUUCUCACUUUUAGUCAAAGAUCUUUACUUUUUAAAUGAAGGAUGUUCGAACAAAUUACGCAAUGGUCAUAUCAAUUUUAAAAAAUUUUGGGAGUUAGCAAAACAAGUAACAGAGUUUAUCAGUUGGAAACAAGUUGCGUGUCCUUUUGAGAAAAACCAUAAACUAAUUGCAUUCCUUCAAGCUAGUCCAGUUUUAUCAGAAAAUGCAUUAGCAUUGGCAUCUUUUGAAUGUGAGCCUCCCGAAAACAACCAUGAAAAAGAGCGAUUCAAAGCACUAAAGUCUGGUGGUGCUGCAUCUUAACCUGUGACAAAAGAUCUGAGUUUUCCAGAAAUCUUGCCCAACUUCCUCUGCAAGCGCACAAGUGAUACAAAUUGAAAGUAUUUUAUUUUACUUAAUGACUUAUUUAUUUAGUAAUUAUUCAUUGAAAAUUAACUUUACUCUUUCUAAUUAAGUAGCACUCUUAAUUAAAAUACUGACAAAGCAUUUAUGUAAAUGCUUAAGUAUCAUUUUUAGAAAAUCAGUACGUCCAAAAUUUUGGAACUUGGCCAAAAGACAAAUCAAUUUUUGUUGUAUCAUACAAAUAUUUCAAACCACAAUCACUUUUUUGAAAUAAAUGAACAUGGUGUAAUCGUGUUUGUACUGAAGUACAAAUAGGGCAGUUAGGAGAAUGAAUUCAAGAAUGUCAAAGGCGAAAAACAAACCUCAUGAAGGCAUCAUAUAAUAUUAUGAUUUUUCCAUUCAAAGAUUUAUUAGAUAACGAUGAGUAUCAAUGGCUUGCUUACUACUUCAAAAGCUCUACUCAAGCUUUGUUUAGGUUGUCUUUUUCUCUCGCUAAUUUUAUAAUCUCUUCUGUUUCAUUGACUGAAUGAAAAGGCCUCUUAGUCUGGGUCAAGAGUGAAGUUUUGGUGAUUUUUGAAGGCAAAAAAGAAUGCAAAAUGAUCAGGGGAAGAAGUAUUGAAGAUAAUAAGGUGAAACUAGAUGAACGUGUAUCUUGAUAGCAGUCUAUCAAAUUUUACCAUUUUCUUCCCCUGAGAAAAUAUUGCCCAAUAUUUUUGUUCACAUUUCGAAUAAUAUUUUUGAAGGGAUGAUAAAAAAUUCUUUAAAAUUUUCUGCAAAUUCGAUAGUUGGUCCUCUGUUAAAAAAAGUGGAAAGUAACGGAAAAUCUGCCAUUUCGCGUACUUGAGUUGCGUGUUUUUCAAGCUAGACCAAAUGUAUUUCAAUUUUGCAUUGAAUUUUAGUGCAGAAAAUUUCCUAUUUUUCAACUUCGAUCAGUUUCAGAGCAAAAAAGUGAUGAAUUAUUGACUUUUUGUGACUGACAUCUACCAGGACAUUUCAUUAUACUGUUUCAUUUCAUUAUCGGGUUCUGAGAUCAAUACAGAAAUAUGCUCAUCAAAAACUGAUUUAAUGAGGUUUUAUCAAGCUCUUGACUUAAAAGAGUAUGUCAAUAAUGAAAUUAUUUUGCAGUUAUAAACCUUGCACUGAGAAUGUUUCAGCAAUAACUCAAAAUGAUGCUGAGCCAAAUAAAAUCCUAUAUUAUGUCUAUGCAGUAUUACUACGGCAAUAGCUUUCAUGAUAAGUAACAUAAAAUACUCAAUAGGUGUUUUGAAAUUCAUGCCUUACUUAUACAUCUGUAUUUCUUGUGAGGUAUUAUUUCUUAAAAGUCCUAGAAGCUGAGACUUAAUUAUCACUAAAUUAAUGUUUGCUCUCAUGAAUUUACUUCCUUUUCUUGAAAGAAGAGAAAAAAUGUUGUGACGAUGAAAAAAUUUGAAACUGAGUUUCCCAUAUUUUUGGUUUGUUUCCGACCCAUAUUGAAUUAUUUUGUACAAAGCCAAUUGCACCGUACUUUCAGUGUUAAUAAUUGUUUUAAGUUUUGCACAUUUUUUACUUCAACUAUGUACUGAAUUUGUACAUAGGUAACAUUAUCUUCUUUCUAGCACUGUAUCAUUGAAACCUUAUUUAUUUUACAAUGGGUUACACUCAUACUAGAAAAAAAUGAAGAGGUUGCAGUCAGUAGUUUAAUGUGAAGGUUCUCAAAAAUAUGGAAUUUCAUCCUAGUUUUGUAACAGUUUACCAUAGUCAUCAGUUUUGCCGAUCCUCUUGUUUCUUUGAUCGUUUCAUUUAGGCGCAUAAUUUUAAUAUCACACACUCUGCAUACAAAAUACAUAGGAAAAGUGCUGCCCUCAGAAAUCCUCAUUACUUUUAUUUUAGUAAAGCUUGUAGAUAGUCUCUCAGGCAAUGAAAGGUGACUCUGCCUCUGCUAUAUACAUAUACAGCUAAAAUCCUCUCUGGAGCAGCCAUUUUAACAGUAUUUAUAUUGGUACAGUAUCUCUCAAAAUUCGCCUUGUUAUUUCUAGAGAUCCAUGGUGAACUCCCAAUUCUGGGUUUACAUUUAAAGCUAAGACAAUUUUACCACCUUCAGAUCAAAAUGAGAUCAAUCCCUACCUCUUUUUUUUCUUCUUCUUUGCGGUGCACUCUUGUAUUAAUUAAGAAGCAUUUUUGUGAUAUUUCAAUUUGAAAAGAAAGAACUUAGAGUGAGUUAAAUAUUAGACUAUCUGUCCACUGAUGUAGGUUAAAUUAUGUACUCUUUAUGUCUCCCUCUUUUUAAGUUUUGCCCCCUUUUGAUUGAAGAGCAUAUUUUACAUGCUGUUUUGCAAACUUAGUACUCUUGAAAUGAGAGUAAAGAAUUUGAUACAUUUAAAGGAAUUAAGGUCAGAGGAAUGUAUUUGUCUUGGGAAAAACUUAAUCAUCUGUGUUAAUCUUUACGCCUCAUCCCAACUUACUUUAGCCUCAUCUCUCCCUUAGUAGAUCAUCUGUAUUACGCUUGUUAUAUAUCUCUCAUACUUCAUUUAUUGUUUCUUUAGUUUUUGGCUACUUAAAUGUUUCAAUGAGGAAAUUCGAUCUCUUUCUUCCCACCCAUGCGUUUUUCUUCUUCCAUUCUAAGUCAAAGCUGACUCUACUGGUGCAUAACAUAAAUGGAUGAUAAAACUGCAGAAAUGUGUGUAAUGGUUUGUGGCGUCGCAGACUUCCUGUCAUACCUAUUUUCUACGGGGAAAACUAUUACAUGUUAGCUCUUGAAAACUUUGGUAAUUUUUUUUCCUGGUUGUGAGAAACAUUCUGUGAAAAUUUCAAGUCAUGAUGUUGGCUCAGUCUCUUUUUGAGAAAUGAAAUUAGAGCGAAUAUUAUGAAAUAAGGCAGCGGAUAUACGCAUUUUUGCAGUUUCACUGUCAAUUUAUGGAUUUAUUUAGCUAGAGUAAUAUGCCCAGCAAUCCAUCACUUUUCUGCUCCUUCUUCGUAUGAUCUUGCCCCGUUCUCGUGCUUCCCCUUUUGUUCAUGUCUGCAACAAUGAUCUCAUGAAGAGUAACCUUAUUUCUUCAAUGAUAGAAAAUAUUGUAAAAUUCAUUUUUAGGCAACAAUUUUGAAUUUGAGGAACCAACAUUAUACAUUAAAUAAGUAGUGAAAGUGUACAUUCUUCCGUAGUUUUUUUUUAAAAGUAUUCUUUCUCGAUAUAUGAGAAAGUCUUUCAAUAAGAGGCAGGUUUUACCCCUCUUUUCGUCUGGAAAGACCCAAUGGACCCAGACCUAGAAUGUAACUCGAUGAUGAAUAUCGGUGUUAUAAACUGACGCUUUUUCAAAGAUAAAUUAUCAAUAAUUUAAUCUGUUUGCUCUUUCAUCAGAGGUUAAAGCAAACAUUCAAAUAGUUUAAACUAGCAAAAAAUGGCAAGUGUUCUUUUUUUCAAAAUCUUACGUAGAAAGAAUUUACACAGAGGGACUUUUGGAAAUGAAACCCCAAAUAAAAUAUUAACGAGUAGUGUUUUUAAUGCAGAUCAAAUGGAAUUUGAAUUUAAUUUGUAAUUCUCCCCCUAACCAAUGUUGAUUGUAAACAUUUACAUUCUGCUUAGGAGUUGAUUCCCAGACUCAUCAUCAUAGAAAUUGUUUUCUACGUCAGAUCUUGAAGAGAAAAUAUGCUGCAUAGUGCUGUAAUUCAUACCUUGUCUACAGGUCCACUUCCAAACUUCUCAUCAUGAAUGGAGCGUCUGGCAAGCAGAAUUAUUAGAAGAAAACAUUAAACGAAUUUGCCAGAGAUAACAUGUCUAAAAUUUCCGUUAACCUACAGUUAUCAACCGAGCAGGGUCAAAAUUUUUCUUUCAUCGAAUUCAUUGUGAAAUGCUAUUGGUACAAAAUAUCUGAUACAAAGUCUUACCAAUUAUAUUGUAGCACAAACUUUUUAGUUUUAAGAGUAGUUCAAUCCUCAACUAUCUAAUUUAUACAUUCCUGUUUUUGAUACUAUUUUUAUAUCACUAAGAUGCUGCUCUUUUUUGCAAAUUCUGAGAAGCGUUGACUUCCAUUGGUCCUUGUUCUUCCGACCAAGAUCUGGUUUUAGAUAAAAUACAUUGCAUUGUUUCCUUUCAACGUUUAUGUUAGAUUUUUCCUUAAAAUAUUAUGAGUUUCAAUGUCAGAGUCCAAUGUAUUAACGCACAUUUAACUUCCAAGGAAAACAACAAUGUGUAAUUGUUACCAACAUUCUGAACGCCCAACAAUCACCUGAUGAAGUUGUAUUAUUUAAUAUUCUUUCAUUACUAUCAUCUGUAAGCAGUAUACAUUUUGGUGUCCUUUAUUCGAUUCAGUUUUAUAUUUCAUGUAAUUACUUCAAAGAAAGCAAAUCUAAGUUGGCUUACAAAAUGUGGGCAUUUUUGUCUGGAACCACUGUCAAAUUGAAAAAAGAAAAAAACCUUGUGUAAGGAAAAAUUCCUCUGUAAUUUGAGGUUUCGUUAAGUAUCAUAGCCUGAGAGAUGAUUCAGUAUCACUCCUUCUCUGAGUUUAUAAAUCGAGACAAGAAAUCAGGUGCUGAUCAGAUUCUCAUUAUUAGCGAUGCAAUGCAGAAACUCUUAUCAUGUUGGAGAACGAGUAUUAACUUUGCUACUGUAAUAUUGAAGAAUUAAUCCUGCGUUGUUUGUCAUUUAGAGUUUCUUAAUUGCUCAGUAUUUCUAGGUCGUUAAGCUGAAGUUUAGAGGAAAUUCAAUUUGAUGAAAAGUAAAGUUUGUAUCCAAGAACAAAUGCACACAAAAGAAAUGUGUUCGAUUACCAAUAUCAAAUAUAUCUCAUCCCAGACUUAUAAUUCAUCCUAGGUCAACUGUAGGACUUGUAGUGUUUGGUAUAUACAGGCUUUAAUUCUAACCCAAAUGACUUGAUUUCCUGCUUUUGAUGAAUUGAGUCCAUAGGAAGUCCUCCACACUGCACCGGAAUGCAGAGGUAGAAAGUGAUACCCAAUGUUAUGUAAUAAAAAUUUGAGAAAUGUUUCCGUGUAUUUUACAUUUUAUUUUUGUUUUUGGUCUUGAUAGUGUUUUCUAUUUGAUUUAUUUAUUUAUUUAUUCAUUUCUUUAUUUUGUAAACCGAUUAUGCAUUUGACUCGUGUUUGUAAAUUUGCAUUAUGUGUACAUUUUUACUUGUCGUAAUUUUGUGGCUGUACAUGCAGUAUUAUAGAUAUCUUUUUAAGUUCCUUCUAAUUUCAUGAUUUAUAUUUUAUAUUUUUUAAGCAAUGUUUUAUAUGUUUAUCAUCUGUACUUAUAUUUUGUGUUAUUUCAUGUUUUCAAUUUUAAUUACAUGGGGUUACCUUCCAUUUUAA
Molecule: messenger RNA, 10217 nt
Organism: Bemisia tabaci
Lineage: Eukaryota; Metazoa; Arthropoda; Insecta; Hemiptera; Aleyrodidae
Biological process (GO): Ras protein signal transduction
Cellular component (GO): plasma membrane
Molecular function (GO): guanyl-nucleotide exchange factor activity
Source: RefSeq, a predicted model, not a curated record